CGAGAGUUCAAAAAGGGAACCGGAAGAGAGACACACACACCCCACACCCGUCCCUAACACACCCCACCAGUGACACCCAAAAUUCCCCAAACCACACUAGGUCUCGCCGCCGGCUGCCCUCACCCUCGCCAUGGACGGCGAUGGAGAUCCCCACGACGGGCAUCACCCUCAAAAUCCUGCCCCUUCUGACCCUCGACACCCCCAGCUUGAGGAGGAAGGUAAUCCCCUCCCUCAUGAAGCGCAGAAGGAAAUGGAAGCAGUGAGGAGAGCGAAUAAGGUAGCGCGGAAGAUACGGCGUCUGAGGGCCAAAGCUCUCGCGCGGGGGCAGGGAAAGCUACAGAAGGAGGAUCUGCCCCAAAUCACACCAGGAUCGUCCGUAGCCCUCGCCAUGGGAACCCAUGGCUACUCUGAAACUCCUCCUGACACUCAACACAGCGGGGAGCAAGCUCUGAAGCCCGGGCAAGUGCUUCGUACGGGAGUGUUGGUGGAAGCGCCUGACAAAAUCCCCUCUUCCGCCGGCACUGAUGUGUCAGCAGCACCCCCAAGACCACAUAUUCGCCAGAGCGUUUUGUACUCAGAUCGCCCAAGGCGAUCCAGGAAACCUACAUCAGAUAAGCUACCGGUUGAGGAGCAUGCCGGUGAGGUGAGCAGCAGGGAGUUUCAAGUCCCGACACUUCAUCAGUCACGCUCCACACGUGAGUCAACUAGGCCCACUGGAACUGCUACUUGUGUCCAGCAAAGUGCUUUAUAUGCAGGCCGCCUCAGUCGGUUACGUGGAAGCCAGGAACCGGAAAUAACGAAUAAGCUACUGGUUGAGGAGAAUGCUAACAAGGUGAGUGGCAGUGUGGAUCUACCUGAAUCGAAGACACUAGCGCUGAAUGACACACGUCCUAAGCUUGAAUUAACUGAUAGGGUUGAGGAGAAUGCUGGCAAGGUGAGCGGCAUUGAGGGUCCUGCAGUUAAGGUUCUACCGGUUGAGGUGGAUGCUGGUGAGGUGAGCAGCAUGGAGUUUAAAGCAUCUACACUCCGCCAGUCACCUCCUACACUUAACUCAACUCACAGGUCCAAGGAAUGUGCUUAUGACACUGCCGAAAGUAAGACUGGCUCUGAAAUUGUUGCGGAGGAAAAGCUUACAGAUGAAUCAGAUCCUUGGGCACAAGAAUAUCGUGAGAUACUAAAGUACUUGGCGGAACAUAGAUAUACUGACGUCGUGGAGGCUAUGAUUGCCGCUAGUCAUGGCUUUAGCAACCCGGCCCAGCAUAAACUGGAUGCUGAAGCAUUUUGGUCAUCAGGAGAGGAAUUAAAAUUUCCUGAAGUCUCCAAGCCCUUUGCCUCUCCAACAGAGAAUUCAGUGCAGGGAGAACCGUCUACCAAAGAAAUCAUUGAGGAUGCUAAGAAGUGGAUGGGCGAGGAAGUCAUGGUGGCUUUCAAGAAGUACAUCAAAUGGCAGGACCAAUUCAAAGACGUGGAGUAUAGCCUGGAUGAGCUUCAACAUCAGUGCUUCAGCGUGGAGAGCUAUGACCAUACCUUCCAUCACUUCAACUUCACCGUUAAGAUGAAGAAGCCAGACGGUGAUUGGUCAUCGACGCCCUAUUUUGCUCAAGUGAAAGAGAUCUAUGGAAGAAAAUAUUAUACCUGCUACGAACUAAGUUCAUAUGAUGAUGGUCACUGCUACGCGUGCAUAAAUCAAGGAAUGCAUGCACUGAAGCACCCUAUUGGUGAGUUCGGGUACGACGGUGGCCAUCCUGACACGGGGUCCCCCUUCCUUUAUCUUAGUGACGAUGAAUAAUGAGAUGUCGAGCGAUGACGGUGUGUUUCAGUCAAUGACCAAAUGGUUACAUCUUGAUCUGCAUGUAGUUCAGUAUUUAAUUAUUCUUAAUACUGAAUGUUUACUCAGGAGUCGCCGUGUUUGUAGUACAAUUGUGAAUUAUGUACGUAGGUGUUUUUUUUUCUCGGAUCAGAAGUUUGUACUCUGUCUCCAAAAAGGGCUAUAAAUUUUGGGGAAAUGUUAACUAGGGAACGUU
Triticum dicoccoides is the source of this 2024-nucleotide messenger RNA. RefSeq lists its product as uncharacterized. The transcript is spliced from 12 exons. Lineage: Eukaryota; Viridiplantae; Streptophyta; Magnoliopsida; Poales; Poaceae. The record is from RefSeq and is a predicted model, not a curated record. Bases 131 to 1789 code for a protein of 552 amino acids.